AUGGAUGGCCGAGGCUGGCGUAGCAUCCACUACGAUGUGUUGGACCCGGAGCGCUACCUUGAACCUCACCGUUUGCUGAGGUCUGUCUGGCCGUCCUUGGACACCUGCCCGCCUCCUGGCUAUCAGCCCCCGCCCCCUGCCGGCGAUGAGCGUGCUUACCUGGAGAGACAGCAUGCACCCAUACUCUCCAAACUGUUUCAAGCAACAAUCCCCGAACGUCUACGCCUGCAGAUGCCCAAACCUGUCAAGGCGGGUGAGAAGCAUGCAGGCACCUCUACUACCUUGGGCUGUAACCACAAGAAAGCCCGCCACCAGAAUCCAAACCGAAGCCCAAGCCCAACACCCCAUAGCCAAGGCCCUCUCCCAGAGGUCCUGGUCCUGUACAACCAACACAUGCCAGCUGAGGCGACGCUCCGCGUACGCGGCGAUGAAGGGCAUAGCCAACACCCCCAGACAGUCCCACCAGACCAAACACCCAACCCUGACCACGACGGGAUCAUACUCGACUACAUAUGCCCUGAGAACAAGGAAAAGUUUGGCCCGCUGGAGCCGGGCACCUUCCAUGAUGUCCUGGUCAACCAGCCAAUCUCCAACAACCAACGGGCAGAACCCUUCUACAUGAUAACUGGGCUCAAUCGCAAUGUGGUGCAUACUCUCUGCACACAGCCCGUAUGGUCCACAAAGGUUGGAACACUGUUUGUACUCCCCCACCCCCUCCCCCUGCCCACCUUUGCAGUGUCGCUCAUGAACUUCACAUGCCAUGACAACACAAAGGAGAAACUCCACGAGGUCUUAAGCUUCCUGCAUGAGAACCCGGCCUUCUGCAACAUGGUGACGGUCAGCGCGACCGAGCUCAAUGUGGCCGACAUUGACAGCCCGGCGGGGGCCGACAAACACAUGGAAAGCGACCUCUGCAUGGUAGAGCUACAACCCCUCAAGAUCCCCCGAGGUGACAAUGAGGGAUACAAGUCACGCUGGAACCUCUACAUCAACUGCCUGAUCCCACCCAAACACCACUCAGACUGGGCGGAGAUGCUCCGAAGCUUUGAGUACAAGGCCAAAUGGGGCACGGGCACCAACGGCGGUCACAUGCGCUGCUCAUACUGCUCAAGCGUAGACCAUCAACGUGCAGUAUGCAAAUUCCAGGCACUCCCAAACUGGUUCGACACCAAGCACACUGCCCCCAAGGCCAUCCCGGGUCAAUCCAUUGCGCCCGUCAUCUCCAACUCCCAUGGCAAGAAGGGGGCUCCAAACAACACUCUGAGAGUAACUGCGGAGGGAACAAACGGAGAGGAGGCAGAGGCUCUGGCGGUAGGAAGUAGGACCCUGACUCCUGACUCCCGAUAG
Punctularia strigosozonata HHB-11173 SS5 is the source of this 1347-nucleotide messenger RNA. RefSeq lists its product as uncharacterized. The transcript is spliced from 4 exons. The coding region runs from base 1 to 1347 and encodes 448 amino acids. The record is from RefSeq and is a predicted model, not a curated record. NCBI's taxonomy places the organism in Eukaryota, Fungi, Basidiomycota, Agaricomycetes, Corticiales, Punctulariaceae.